UAAAACACACUGUACUGGUCUCCUCCACUCCCCCGAUAGACUCCAAUAGACCUCUGCGGCGGCUGUCACCCGGCUCUUCCUCACCACCGGCUGGAAUGAGAAAGCAGCGAUUAAGACGGCGAGAGAGGCGGAUGGUGCAGGAAGACAGCUACCAGCUUUCUCCCGGCGAAGAGCGAUGCCUACAGCUUCUUCUCCUUCCUUGAAGAAAGAAUUGUCCCCACCCAACCACAAAACCCCUUGCUCCCUCCCCCCGAUUCCUGCCCCUCUUUCGUUUUGUCAGAAACUAAUUCUCUUUAUCCUCAUUGAUUGUGUUUUCCAUGAAUCUUUGAUGGUGAAAAAUGCCUUAACUCAAUUUGACAAUUCCAAUUCACAAGGAUUAGGUUUAAAAGUGGAAGUUGGAUGCAACAGCCGAGAGGAGAUUGGUAAUUUGGGGGGUGGGGGAUUCUUUGUCGACGGAGAGGGAGGGAGCUACGAACGUCGCCCUCUGCUCCAGUUGUUGAUGCGGUAAUCGUCGCCGGCGAGGAAGAGUUGUGUGCAGCCGCCGCUUAGGGUGCGCCGAUGGGGGGAGUUUCAACGGAGUUGGGGAAUGAGGCAGACGAAAGGAUGGAGAGUCGGCUUGGAGGCGACUGUUUAGGGCGUGUUUUAAUUUUUUUCCAGGAAUUUGUGUUUUAAUUUUAAAUUGGGUUGUCAUAAAAAAAUUAUAAUGAAUUAAGAUUAAGUUA
Molecule: messenger RNA, 722 nt
Organism: Linum trigynum
Lineage: Eukaryota; Viridiplantae; Streptophyta; Magnoliopsida; Malpighiales; Linaceae
Source: the annotation of a GenBank genome assembly